Molecule: messenger RNA, 2360 nt
Organism: Lepisosteus oculatus (spotted gar)
Lineage: Eukaryota; Metazoa; Chordata; Actinopteri; Semionotiformes; Lepisosteidae
Product: glucose-6-phosphatase 2
Biological process (GO): glucose 6-phosphate metabolic process; gluconeogenesis
Cellular component (GO): membrane
Molecular function (GO): glucose-6-phosphatase activity
Source: RefSeq, a predicted model, not a curated record
AUGGAUUUCAUUCACAGUAACGGAGUGUUGGUUAUUCAGCACCUACAGAAUAACUACAGGGAUUACCACAGUUUCCUCAAUUUCAUGUCUUCAGUGGGUGACCCGCGCAACAUUUUUUCAGUUUAUUUUCCUCUGUGGUUCCAGUUCAGCCAGAUUGUGGGCACCAAAAUGAUCUGGGUGGCUGUGAUUGGAGACUGGUUCAAUCUCAUAUUCAAAUGGAUUUUAUUUGGUCAUCGCCCUUACUGGUGGGUUCAAGAAACUCACUUUUAUGAGAACAAUUCCCUGCCAAAACUUGAACAGUUCCAUAUAACCUGUGAAACAGGACCGGGCAGCCCGUCUGGUCACGCAAUGGGGUCUGCGUGUGUGUGGUAUGUGAUGGUCACUUCUGCACUGAGCUUCACAAGACCUCAAAGUGAUAAGUCCCCUCACAAAAUGCAAAGAUUUUGGAUUGCCUGGUCUUUUCUCUGGACAGCUUUCUGGGUUGUUCAGAUCAGUGUCUGUAUCUCUAGGGUUUUUAUAGCCACACACUUUCCUCAUCAAGUCAUUCUUGGGGUGUUAGCAGGAAUGCUGGUCGCUGAGGUGUUUGAACACAUCCCCUCAAUCCAAACAGCCAGUUUGAAAGUCUACAUUACAACCAAUUUCUUCCUGUUUUCCUUUGCGGUAGGCUUCUACCUGGUCCUGAAAAUGAUUGACAUCGAUCUCUUGUGGUCAGUUCCAAAAGCAAAAAAGUGGUGCAUCAACCCAGACUGGAUCCACUUGGACACAACCCCUUUUGCGGGGCUAGUGCGAAAUUUGGGGGCUCUGUUUGGGCUUGGCUUGGCCAUAAAUUCACAGAUGUUCCUUCAGAGUUGCAAGGGCAAAAAUGGCUACAAGAUUAGCUUUAAGCUGAUGUGCAUCACAACCGCCCUGACAACUCUGCAGCUGUACGAUUUCAUAAAGAUACCCACACACACAGAGGUUCUGUUUUACGCUCUGUCUUUUUGUAAGAGUGCAGUCAUUCCACUUACUGUUGUUGCUCUCAUUCCUUACUGCAUUCACUUAUUAAUGGGAGACAGCGAGAAGAAAUUGGAUUAAAUAAAUUCAGACACUCCUACAAAAGCCUGUUCGUACUGUAAAAGGAGACUACAUCAAAAUACCACAUUAGGUUUUUUUUUUACAGAUUAACCCACUACCCAUGGCUUUGGAUAUAAAAUGAGCAUUCAUUAAUUCUAAAAAUGCAGGACUAUAUGACAGAGUAAAACAUAUCUUAUCUAAAGGAACGUGUGAAUGACAUCCUCUCACAAAACUGCAUGUCAUGGUAACAGUUUUCUGAGAGUCCUAAUUAUUUAUCUUAUUUAUAAAAUGUUCCAAAUUCUGUAGUUGCAUUUUAAUGGGAUACAUCUUUGCUUUCAAAAUGGAAGAGCCAGUCAGGAUUUUGGCUUCAUCUCAAAUCAGUGGCAGGAUCAUUUCUAAAUUGCUGUAUCUCUGUUUUCCAUUUGAAUUUGAAUUGUUAUUGAAGUAAGUUUUUUAUUUACCCUGUGCAAGUGAUAGGGGAAGAGUUUUAUAUAUACAUGUGUUGUGAUUUUAAAGUUAUAAGUAUUCUGAAAUCCUUUUUAUAACAAUUGAAGCAACAAAAUAUACGGUAUGACAAAUGUAUAACUGCCUGAAAGACUAAGCUGUAAAUAAAAAAUACAUGUACUUAAAAUGUUUUUUGGCCAUUUUAGUUGUAAUUGAAAUGUUCUUCCUUAUAGUGAAGGCAACGAAUUCAGAUUUUGGUCGGUAUGAUUUGCACAUAUUUAUUCUUUACUGGUGCUCAUGAUUGAAAGAGGUCUUUUCAACUUACAAAGAUUAAUACUCAUAAAUGGCUUAUUGUAACUGGGGAGAUGGCUUCUCUUAAGUACUCGUCCUGAUACUACUGCACAGUAACUUGAUAACUGUUUCCCUAACUCUUGACGCUGUAAAUUAUAGAACAAAAAAGGCAAAGUGUGGAAAACAUACUGUACCUUGCACUUCUGGGGAGCUUUUAAAAUGUAACCACUGUAAAGGUACUGUAGAAACAAUAUUGUCUAUACCACCAUUCGUCUGAAACAUUUCUAAUGUACAUGAAACUGCAAUAUAGCAGCGCUGGGAAUUUACAGUGCAUUCUACUUUGGGGUUCUCUAUAAUACAACUGUCAAGCAAAGAUUUUUUGAGUGAAUUUAUGUUGUUGGAACUAUACCUGUCACAAGGCUUAGAUACUAAUGAAAAUCUAGCAUAACUGAUAUACUGUAUAUUCUUUGAAAUGUUAAUCUGUUUAUGGGUCAGGGUAUUGCUAUUAAGCAAAGCACUUUAGAAGCAGGACUUGUCUUUUGAAGCAGUUCAAUAAAAGCUAAAUGCAAGUG